Vidua macroura (Pin-tailed whydah) is the source of this 1255-nucleotide messenger RNA. RefSeq names its product cell adhesion molecule 4-like. Gene Ontology annotation, molecular function: vascular endothelial growth factor receptor 2 binding. The record is from RefSeq and is a predicted model, not a curated record. Lineage: Eukaryota; Metazoa; Chordata; Aves; Passeriformes; Viduidae. Gene Ontology annotation, cellular component: cell-cell contact zone. Gene Ontology annotation, biological process: regulation of Rac protein signal transduction; regulation of wound healing; negative regulation of peptidyl-tyrosine phosphorylation.
AUGUUCCAGUUACAUUUUGGGCAUCCGAUUAUCGGCCGGGGCCCGGCAGGUGGGGAAGCGGCGGCGGCGGAGGCUCGGCCGCCAUGCAGCCCCCCCCGCGCGCCCCCCCCCGCGCUGCUGCCGGGGCUGCUGCUGCUCUGGGCCGCCGGACACGGGCGGGCGCAGGAGGUGCAGGCCGAGAACGUGACGGUGCUGGAGGGGGGCACGGCCGAGAUCACCUGUCACCUGCACAGGUACGACGGCUCCAUCGUGGUCAUCCAGAACCCCGCCCGGCAGACGCUCUUCUUCAACGGCACCCGCGCCCUGAAGGACGAGCGCUUCGAGCUGGCCGAGUUCAGCCGGCGGCGGCUGCGGCUGCGCCUGGCGCGGGCCCGGCUGGACGACGAGGGCGGCUACUUCUGCCAGCUCUACGCCGACGACACCCACCACCAGAUCGCCACCCUGACUGUGCUGGUGCCCCCUGAGCCGCCAUUGGUCGAGGCGGGGGCGCUGGCGGUGGAGGGGGAGGAGCUGGAGCUCACCUGCCUCGUGCCCCGGGCGCGGCCCCCGGCCACGCUGCGCUGGUACCGCGACCGCCGCGAGCUGCCAGGCCGCAGCAGCCACCGGCAGGACGGCAAGGUGUUCUGGCAGCGCUCGGUGCUGCACCUGCGGCCCGAGCGCCGCGACCACGGCGCCAUCGUCACCUGCGAGGCCACGCACCCCGCCCUGGGCCGCGGGCAGCGGCGCCAGACCCAGUUCCAGCUGGACGUGCAGUACCCGCCCUCGGCGCGCAUCCACCCCUCGCAGAGCGUCCUGCGCGAAGGCGACACCUUGGUGCUCACCUGCGCCGUCAGCGGCAACCCGCGCCCCACGGAGGUGGCCUGGAGCCGCGGGAACGAGUCGCUGCCGGCGCGGGCGCGGGCCGAGGGCGAGCGGCUGACGCUGCCGGCGCUGGCGCCGCAGGACAACGGCACCUACACCUGCCAGGUGGGCAACGCCCACGGGCGCGCCGCCGACGCCUACGUGCUGGUGGUGUACGACCCCGGCGCGGUGGUGGCGGCGCAGGGGGCGGGGCCUUUCGCCGUGGUGGGCGGGGCCUUGGCGCUGCUCGUGUUCCUGCUGCUGCUGCUGCUCGGGGCGCUCGUCUGGUGCUCCGUGCGGCAGAAAGGCUCGUACCUGACGCACGAGGCCAGCGGCCUGGAGGAGCACGGGGAGGCGCGCGAGGCCUUCCUGGGGGGGGAGGGGGGGAAGCGCAAGGAGGAGUUCUUCAUCUGAG